AUGGAAGAACUGUUGAAAAAGAUCUUGGAACGGAAAAGAAGCGAGCGUUCCUCUUCAGAGGAGUCGAGCACUUCACCAGAAGCAAAAAAAGCGAGGAGUGAUGAAGUAAACUCUCCUGAAGAAGUCGAGGAGCACGAGGUUGAAGACGAAAUCUUUACGGUUUUGAACAUGGCCGAAGGUUUUCAUAAAGCUUUGGAGGAGAUAAAUCGAAAGCUGGAAAAGCUAGACGCUAUCCAAACAACAGUAAAUGAAGUCCAAACGUCCCUUCAAAAAUUGGAAGGAAGAAUACAGAAGCUGGAAUAUUCGCAAACAACCGCCAGCCACGACAUUGAGAACUUGAAAGAAAGCUUAAAUAAAGCUGAGAAGCAACAGCAGAAUUCGACAGCGAGCCUAAAAUUUUACCAGGAGAAAACAGAUCUCGCUUUAACCGAUUUGCAGAAGAAAAAUGUUGUUUUAGAAGCUAAGCUUAAAGAGGUACAAGACAAGAAUCUCUAUUUGGAAGCCUACUCGAGGCGGGAAAAUAUAAUUUUUGAAAAUAUUGUGCAAGAAACAGACAAAGAAGACACUGAAUUAGUUGUUCGCACCUUCCUCGAGACGGAAUUAGGAUACAAAGAUGCAAGCACCGUUGAAAUACAGAGGGUUCAUCGCUUAGGAAAGAAGAAGGAAGAAAAGCCCAGGCAAAUUAUCGCAAGGUUCCUCCGCUAUAAGAACUGUGAAGAAAUUCUAGCUUUGGGCUCCCGUUUGCGAGGAAGCAGAUUUAAAAUGUAUCAAGAUCUACCCUACGAAAUAGUAGCAAGAAGAAGAAAGCAAAUGGACACUUUUAAAGAAGCUAGGAAAAAUAACAUCCCUGCAUCUUUUAGUCGGGCACAACCGGAUAAGCUCUUGAUAAAAGGUAAAAUUUGGCCAGUUGGUAAACCUCUCGAGAUACCAGGAUAG
Porites evermanni is the source of this 936-nucleotide messenger RNA. The record is from the annotation of a GenBank genome assembly. Lineage: Eukaryota; Metazoa; Cnidaria; Anthozoa; Scleractinia; Poritidae.